GACGUUCUUAUCGUUGGAUUUGGUGCAGUCGGUGUACUCUACGGAUGGAUAUUAGAGCAAUCAAAAGGUGUGAGAGUAACAGCUGUCGCUCGCUCGAAUUAUCAAAUAAUUCAAGAUCAAGGUGUUCAAUUGGAAUCCGCGAAAUUCGGUAAACACAACUGGAAACCGUAUAGAACACUUCAUGAUACGCACCAAGCUGCUGACAGAGACUACAAAUAUAUUAUUUGCACCUUCAAACAUCUCCCAGAUGUCCACCCAACCGAGGAGAUACUGGGUCCCUGCUUACACCGCUCGAAUUGUUUUGUUUUAUUGCAAAAUGGUCUCGGAAUUGAAGAGCCUCUUCAGUCUGUUCUCCCAAAUGCGACGAUCAUCAGUGGUGCUAUCUGGAUUGGCGCAAACCUGAGAGAUUCUCGCAGGGUUAUUCACAACGAUCUCGAGAGACUGGUUAUAGGGAGAUUUAAGGGUGAAUUAAGAGGACCAAAUCAUCAGCCUGUACUGUCAAGCAUGCCAGGGAGGGAAGCUGAUACUCUUGUGCAUGACUUGGCAACUCUUCUACGUGAAGGUGGCUCUCAAACACAGGAUGUGCCGGACAUACAACCUUUCAGAUGGAAGAAGAAUCUGUGGAAUGCUACAUUCAGUACUCUUGCAACACUCGCAGGCGAACCAAUGUCAGAACUCAUGCGAGACGACAAUUUACAAUUUGUGAUACCAAUCGCUAGGCGGACAAUGUUAGAAAUUCUCUUCACUGCUCGCGCUGUUGGUAUUUCUGAGGAUGAUCUUCCUGCUACUGCUGUUGAUGAACAGCUCACAAUUACCCUUCAGCAAUUCGGAAGCAUACUGCAUGCAGACGAAAAACGCAAAGGUGAAAAUGAGGAAGCAGCUGCAGGUCGUGCUGGCUUCAAACCUUCAAUGCUAAUCGAUUAUGAGCACUCACGUCCUAUGGAAUUGCAAUGCAUUUUAGGAUCAAUGGUUCAGCGUGCACGUGAAUUUGGACUUGAAACACCACGUCUCGAUCUCGCAUAUUCUGUUCUUUCCGUUAAGCAGCGCAGCUUUAUAGAGAAG
Messenger RNA from Wallemia mellicola CBS 633.66, 1062 nucleotides. Its product is annotated as ApbA-domain-containing protein. Gene Ontology annotation, molecular function: oxidoreductase activity. NCBI's taxonomy places the organism in Eukaryota, Fungi, Basidiomycota, Wallemiomycetes, Wallemiales, Wallemiaceae. Gene Ontology annotation, cellular component: cytoplasm. The annotation marks the transcript as partial. The record is from RefSeq and is a predicted model, not a curated record. The transcript is spliced from 4 exons.